CUUAAUUAUUGCUUUAUUCAUUUAGAGUAUGGAGAUAAAGAUUAAAAGACAACUCUCAGGAGCUGUUUUUGUCUUACCAUGUAGGUAGGUCCCAGGGACCAAGCUCAGAUUGCCGGUCUUGGUAGCAGGUGGCCUCGCUCCAUGAACUGUCUCACCAGCCCUGGGACUUUUUUGAGUGCUGAUAUGGCACAGAGGUGUUUCAUAUUUUUUUGAGCAUUUCUGAUUUUAAGAACCCACACUACUGCAGUUCAGAUCUGAAAUGCACGAUAAGACACACCUGCUCUCUGAAGUUAGCGUGUGCAAAUACAUCUCCUGCUUUGCAGUCUAACUGCCGUCCUGCGGACACAGGUGAGGGGGAGACAAGCCUUCUCCAGAACCAUGGGCCAUCGUGGUAUGUGUGUGUGUGUAAUAGAGAGAGAGAGAGAGAGAGAGAGAGAGAGAGAGAGAGAGAGAGAGAGAGAGAGACAGAGACAGAGACAGAGACAGAGACAGAGAGAGACACACACAGAGAGAGAGGAUGAAUGAGAGAGCAGCUUCCAUUUCUCAGCAUCCCCCUGCUUGCUGUGCUGGGCCUGGAACACACCAGGCCAGGCCGGCCUCAGAGGUUUGACCUCACGGAUCUCUUUAGAUUGUUUCUUCAGCUUGCCUUGUUCCUUGACCUCCUUCUGGUCUUCUCCCACAUGUCACCUUCUCAGUGAAGCCUCUUUACCUCCUGUUUACUGCUGCAAUACCUCCAUCUCCACUUUCCAGCAUUUUACCUUACCAUUUUCUCUGAGGCUUUUUAAGCACUGUCUGGUAGUCAAUUUAUUACCUACAGAGAUUAUGUUUGUGGCUCCUGUCCAAGUGUCUGGAAUAGGGCCCGGCAUAUAACAGGGCCAGGUCAGUGCAAAUGCUUUUCCCUGACACAGUCGCUGGCAAGCAAUGGGUGCUGCUGGGUUUGCUGCUAUCCUGUGGACAACUUAUUGACUGAAGGGAGUUUGAAGCACCUGCGAACUAGAUAGCCUGCUCAAGGGUACAGAUGCAGAACAAGGGUAAGGGCAGAAGGACAACUCAGCUGACUCUGCCCUUUCAUCCUACUAGAGAGAGACUGACUAGUCAGCUCUCUUAUUUGGGAAAGACUUUUUGGAAAUGCCUGUAGUUGUCCCAAAGCUCAAUGCACUGCCUCUCUCAUAGUAUGGCUGCAACAAAUGUUUAUAACGUGUUUUAUUUACUUCAGUGUUUCAUUGCAAAUAGGGCACAACAGCUCUAGUUCUUUGGGGGUAAAUUUGGCAGGCAGGUGUCUGCCAGCCCCCCAGAGUAGCAGUGAACAACCUGCACCAAGCUCUUCCGCUCAUCCUCGGAAAGCUUUUCCAAGAUGCAGGUUGAGCACCUAGCUUUCUCAGCACGUUGACCGUCGACCGUGAAGGUAUCUAGGUGUCCAGUCCCUUCUCCGGUCAGAGGGCUAUCCCAGCCUACCUUUCCUUCUCACGAUCUGGGAACCCUGGGCGGAGGAAAGUCCCCCUCAACGAGGACCUCGCCAGCGCAGGGCAGGGUUCAGCCCCGCGCGCGGGAGCUGGGGGCGCGCGGUGGUUUCGCGCGGGGAUGCGCGCGCGCGCCUGCCUCGCCUCCCUUGCCCGCUCCUGUGCUACGUGCUUUCUUUGUCAAUGAGGCGCCGCUCGGAGCUGCAGUAGCUUUCGCGGCUGGAGCCAGAGCCUAGCGAUCCAGUGAACCGACAGAGAUAGAGACCUGGGCGCAGGGGCGGCGGCGGGCGGCACGCUGCACGAGCUAGGUCCGCGGGUCUCCGUGUCUCGCAGCCUCGCGCUCGAGGUGUAGCAUCCGGCCCUGGGGAGGGGACCGGGGCGCCGCCCGUCCCACCCUCGCCGCACCGUGGGAACCCCCAUGCAACCCCGGUACCCGCGCGCCUGAAGCCGCGGCUCCAUUGAGCCCGCCUCCCACCGAGGCAGGACGAGCGAGCAGCUCGCACCUCCUGCCUCCCUCCGACUCCCGGGCCAUGGCCCGAGAUGCCCGGUGAGGAGCGGUGCGCGGAGGGCUGGGCUCACCGGCGCGGUGUGGAACGAGGCAGCGGCCUGGAUGUAUGAACAGUCCCUAUGGCUCUGCAGGAGGCGAAGCCCCAGGGCCCGAGCGAAGCUGAGCCGGCAGCGCGGGAGCCCAGGGACCGGCUCCGGGAGCAAGGGCUCUGCGGGGCGGGCGGGAUCGCCGCGCGUUGCCAGGGCGUGAGAAGCUCCGAGGCCCGCCGGUCCGAGGAUGUGCUGCUGCGGCGGCCGCUGCUGCUGGGACUCUUGCUGCUGGCUGCCCUCUCCGGGCACUGCUGGGCCGACUCCGGGACAGACAAUCUACAGAUACAUGUCACUCCGACCUCAGAGUCCUUUCCCCUUGGGAAAUUGUUACCAAUUUCACCAACAUGGCCUUUCUUGGAAGUCAAGUCUUCCUCAGCAGCAGACAGAUUCAAGAAUGUGCUGGGACAGCCUCCUGACAACACAACCUUGCUGAAGCUAUCCCAGACACCUCUGCCUAAGGCACACCGUAGGACCAGGGCACAUGUGGACUUCUCUUCAUCCCCUUACCAAGGAAGUGGACAUAGCGCCUCCCUGGAUCUUGCCAAGGACCCCACUGAGACUCUGGUCCAAACAAGGCCUGAAGGGGGAAGAGAAGCAGCGGACAUGUCAGGUUUGCCUCGCACCAGCAUGCUUCCCCCAUUACCUACAGCCCCAUCAGCCACCUCGAGUGCUGUCUCCCCAUCACAGCCCCUGGUAGGGAUGCCUUUCCUUUCAAAGCAUCCGUUGAGGUCAGACAGCUCCCUUCUUCUCCCUCCACCAUCAUCAUCUUCAUUGGCCCCUGAUUCACCACAUUCCAUCCCCACUCCUAAGCCAGUACAGCAUCCCACCAAAGUGCCUUUGUUUCCCCAAAUGACACCAGCUGACUUCUCUUCAGGUCAGAGCCCAGUUAAUGUCCUGAACCCAUUUUUUCAUAAAACAAACCUCUUUCCAUCCAGAGAUGCCCAGACUCUCAUAGGUACCCCUCGCCUAGACUUUUCUACAUCCUCCACAAAGCAGUACUCUGAGCCGUCCCUAUCAGAGAGUCCCCGCCCAGCAGCUUCCCCAACUCCUGGGGUUCUGAGCUCCAUAGCAGAACAAGACCACCUGUCUCUCCCUUCCCUAGCCCCUGGAGGCCUUCCAGGUGUAACCUCCUCACGGUCCAUGUGGGAAGAGGCUUUGAGUCCUGUAUCUACCCAGCCAUUCCGCACAUCGGGGCCUGUCAGAGGGCGUGGUGCAGAGUCAUUGCCCAUUUAUCUGCGCACAUUGGCAGCAAGCUAUGGGGCCUGGGCCCCACGAUUCCAGACUGCAGAGUCAGUGAUGACCAGCAGAGAGCUAGCCCCUGUUCCUCCUACAAAUAGUUUUGCCAACUGGCCACAUUUGUCAGAAGUGCCAGAGAGUUCCAGAAAGCCCACCCUCUCCCCAGAAAACAAACCUUCCUCUUUGGUGCCUCCUCCUCAGCCUCUUACUACACUCAGUCAAGGGCAAAUGGUCCAUCCUGAGGCAGCUCCUGGAUCACCACUGAAGGGGACAGGCACCCCUCUCUCCCUGCUUACUGUCCGCCAGCCCAAUAAGGAUCACGCCUCUCCAGCCCCUGUGCCAGAGGCACCCUUGUCCCGAGAAGGUGCCCAUGAUGAAUACCUUCCUGAUGCAGCCACACAGCUUCUCUCAAGCAAACUUCCUAAUCCUCCUCCUACAAUUUGGACAUUUCCUCAGCAAAAGGAGGACAGGGCAGCAGCCAUUUUCUGGACAAAUGAAAAGGCAAACGGGACAACUUCUCUGUGGGCUCUGCCAACGAAAGAGGCCCCCAGUCGUCGUGCAGUGACUGGAUCCACCUCUGAUUUUAACACAGGUCGUCUCUCACCUCUCAUCAUGACAGCACUAAGAACAGACCUCUCUCCUCCAGGGUCACCUCCAUCAUCCGCGCUCACCACACAAGCUGCUUCUCCUCGCUCUUCCGGUACCAAGCUGGAGUCUCUCGCAGCUGUCACAAGCCAGUCAGAGUUGCCAGCUUCGGCUUCCAAACAGGUGACAGAACUUCCCUCCUCCACCGACGUCCAUGGUCUCCCAACAAUGGGAGGCACGAGAAAGCCAGCAGCCACAGAUGUUUUCUGGAGCUUUCUUUCAGCAGAAACUGCAUCCCUCGCCACACAAUCGGGGAUAUCUGGCUCGCAGCAGCAAACGAAUCAUGAUGUAAACACUCAUACAAUUAACUCCACACAUCGGGAACUUCGUCCAGCUUCAGUGGCUCUUCCCGGUGGUACAACUUCAGCUGCCAAUGCAUUACAAUCUCGGAAUUUCAAAGAGAUUGCUGGGCAGCUGGUGGCUGCAGACAGCUUUAACUUCCAGGACCCAGUCCUCAGUCCCAGGACCAGCCAGCCUCUCCAACCCUCAGAAGAGGCCGUAGUCGAAAGCCACACAGACUUCCCGCCCACAGGCAAGCAUGCCAGAGACUUUGACACAGAAAUGGUUCAUUACUACUCCUCCACAAGUCAAAAUCCUAUGUCACAACUGCCCAUCCGGCCGGCCCAUCCUUUUUGGCCAACCUGGCCAAGUUUAGCUUCUGCGGCUAGCUUGCACCAAAUGCUUUCAGAUGGAACAGACGCAGGUUCACACAUUUCCAGUGACAUCUAUCUAUCACCAGGGGAAAAUGGCUCCCCACAAUUCCAGAGUGUCCUGGAAUAUCACUCAUCUACAGCCUCACCUUCCGUACCAACCGGUGCCUUUUCCAGGACCCCUUCCAAAGUGCUGCGAACCUCCCGGCGUCCCAAGAAAUGGACAGGUGCAGCCACUCACACAGGUAGUUUGUUUCCUGGUACCCAGAAAACAGUGGAAACCUCUGUGUCCUCCAAAGGAGAACUGUCAGCAACUGCAGCAGCCACCGCCACCACCACAUUGUUUCUGAGAAGAUCAAGUCCAGCGCCACUGUCUGCAGCACUCACUGCUAAGGGCACUGGCAGCAGCAGCAGCAACUUAGCCAAGAGCAGUCUGACCACUGCUCUAGCUAAAAACGUCACCAACAAGGCAGCAUCAGGCCCAAAGGUGACAGCAGGGACCAUCCACACAGCCUUCCCAUUCACACCAACCUACAUGCUUGCCCGGACAGCACACAGCCUGAGCACACACACAGCCAUGCAAGGGGCAACAGGCUCUGUGUCCGGCCUGUUGUCCACAACACACCUCCCCAAGAAGCCACAAGCCAUGCACACUGGUCUCCCUAAUCCUACCAGGCCAGACACACCCAGAGCAUCCACGCCCCGUCCACUGACAAUCACAGCUGCGCUGACGUCCAUGACGGCAUCAGUAAAGGCCACGAGGCUGCCAUCUUUACAGACAGGAAACACAGAUGCUGCUUUUCCGGCUGUGUCUACUGCAAUGGCCACAACUGGCAGAAUGGCAUCCAACUUGGACUGUCAGAUGUCCCACAAGUUCCUAGUGAAGACAGUUUUCUUCCUAACUCAGAGGAGAAUACAGAGCAGCGAGUCCUUGAAGCUUGGGGUAACCAAAGGGCUCACACAGGCAUUGCGGAAGGCUUUCCACCAGAACGACGUCUCCGCUCACGUGGACAUUCUGGAAUAUUCUCAUAAUGUCACAGUUGGCUAUUAUGCUACCAAAGGGAGGCUGGUGUAUUUGCCUGCUGUGGUGAUGGACGUGCUGGGCGUGUAUGGAGUCAGCAAUGUCACUGCCGACCUGAAGCAGCACACUCCCAACUUACAGUCUGUGGCGGUGCUUGCCUCCCCGUGGAAGCCCCAGCCUGCAGGUGCCUUCCAGCUGAAGACAGUGCUGCAGUUUGUAAGCCAGUCGGACAACAUCCAGUCCUGCAGGUUUGCCCAGACAAUGGAGCAGAGGCUGCAGAAGGCAUUCCAGGAUGCAGAGAGGAAGGUCCUCAGCACCAGGAGCAACCUAACAGUUCAGAUCGUGAGCACGUCCAAUGCCUCCCAAGCUGUCACACUGGUGUAUGCUGUGGGCAAUCAGAGCUCGUUCCUCAACGGCACCGUGGCCAGCAGCCUCCUUAGCCAGCUCUCAGCUGAGCUGGUAGGAUUCUACCUCACCUACCCUCCACUCACCAUUGCUGAACCACUGGAAUAUCCCAACCUCGACACAUCAGAAACAACCAGAGACUACUGGGUCAUCACAGUGCUCCAGGGUGUGGACAACUCACUGGUGGGCCUGCACAACCAGAGCUUUGCCCGGGUCAUGGAGCAGCGCCUGGCUCAGCUGUUCAUGAUGUCCCAGCAACAAGGCCGACGGUUUAAACGUGCUACCACCUUGGGAAGCUACACUGUGCAGAUGGUAAAGAUGCAGCGAGUGCCAGGACCAAAGGACCCGGCAGAGCUGACGUACUACACACUGUACAACGGGAAGCCACUGCUGGGGACUGCAGCAGCCAAGAUCCUAAGCACCAUCGACUCCCAGAGGAUGGCCCUGACCCUGCAUCACGUUGUCCUUCUACAAGCUGACCCCGUGGUAAAGAAUCCACCCAACAACCUGUGGAUCAUCGCUGCGGUGCUGGCUCCCAUCGCCGUGGUCACCAUCAUCAUCAUCAUCAUCACUGCUGUGCUUUGUAGGAAGAACAAGAACGACUUCAAGCCGGACACCAUGAUAAACCUGCCGCAGAGAGCGAAGCCCGUGCAAGGCUUUGACUACGCCAAGCAGCAUCUCGGCCAGCAAGGGGCAGAUGAGGAGGUCAUCCCUGUGACCCAGGAAACGGUGGUCCUCCCCAUACCUGUCAGAGAUACUCCUCAGGAAAGAGACACGGCUCAAGAUGGCAGCGCCAUCAAGACGGCUAAGUCCACUGAAACCAGAAGGAGCAGGUCGCCCAGUGAGAAUGGCUCUGUCAUCAGCAACGAAUCAGGAAAGCCCAGCUCAGGGAGGCGCUCACCCCAGAAUGGAAUGACACAGCAGAAAGUGACAAAGGAGGAGUCCAGAAAGAGAAACGUGACAGCGAGCGAUGAAGAGGAGGGAGCAGGUCUCUUUGACAGCGCUGGCAAGGCGGCAGCAGAUCCCUUUGACACCUCUUCUGGAUCUGUGCAGCUCAUCGCUAUCAAACCAUCAGCUCUGCCCGUAGUGCACCCUGCCUCCGACAGGGGACAGGAGUCCUCAGCAGCGCUCAAUGGCGAGGUGAACAAGGCUCUGAAGCAGAAAUCAGACAUUGAGCACUACCGGAACAAGCUGCGCCUGAAAGCCAAGAGGAAGGGGUAUUAUGACUUUCCCCCAGUGGAGGCAGGCAAAGGCCUGGCGGAAAGGAAGAUGUAUGAGAAAGCCCCCAAGGAAGUGGAGCAUGUUUUGGACGCAGACCCAGAACUGUGUGCUCCCUUUGCGGAGUCUAAAAACAGGCAACAGAUGAAGAACUCUGUCUACCGAAGCCGGCAGUCUCUGAAUAGUCCGAGUCCGGGAGAAACUGAGAUGGACCUUCUGGUCACGCGCGAGCGACCCCGACGUGGAAUCCGGAACAGCGGAUAUGAUACUGAGCCCGAGAUCAUAGAAGAGACCAACGUGGACAGAGUCCACGAGCCCCGGGGCUACGGCAGGGCGCGGCAGGCGAAGGGCCACUCCGAGACCUCCACACUGAGCUCGCAGCCUUCCAUCGACGAAGUCCGACAGCAGAUGCACAUGCUUUUAGAGGAAGCCUUUAGCCUGGCAUCUGCUGGCCAUGCAGGCCAGAGCCGGCACCAGGAGACCUACGGCUCCACCCAGCACCUGCCGUACUCAGAGGUGGUGACCAGUGCUCCGGGGACCAUGACACGGCCCAGGGCUGGGGUGCAGUGGGUGCCCACCUACCGACCGGAAAUGUACCAGUACAGUCUGCCCCGGCCGGCCUACAGGUUCUCCCAGCUUCCUGAGAUGGUCAUGGGCUCUCCCCCGCCCCCAGUUCCACCUCGAACAGGCCCUGUGGCCGUGGCUUCCCUCAGGAGGUCCACCUCAGACAUUGGCAGCAAGACCCGGAUGGCGGAGUCCACGGGACCUGAGCCCACCCAGUUGCAUGACAGUGCCUCAUUUGCCCAGGUGUCCAGAGGUCCCGUGUCCGUGACGCAGUUGGAUCAGUCGGCUUUAAAUUACUCAGGUAACACGGUGCCAGCGGUGUUUGCCAUCCCAGCUGCCAACAGACCCGGCUUCACCGGCUACUUCAUCCCAACACCACCCUCAUCCUACAGGAGCCAGGCUUGGAUGUCCUAUGCAGGAGAGAAUGAGCUCCCGAGCCAGUGGGCUGAUUCGGUCCCUCUUCCUGGGUACAUCGAGGCCUACCCCAGGUCACGUUAUCAACAGAGCUCCCCCUCCAGGCUCCCUCGCCAGUAUAGCCAGCCAGCCAACCUUCAUCCCAGCCUAGAGCAGGCCCCUGUCCCCUCUGCAGCUGCCUCACAGCAAAGCCUGACCGAAAAUGAGCCUCCGGACACUCCGUUGACCAACAUCUCCACUGCAGCCCUCGUGAAGGCUAUCCGAGAGGAAGUAGCCAAGUUGGCCAAGAAGCAGACAGACAUGUUUGAGUUCCAGGUCUAAAGCCUCAACUCUGAGGGGCUCUGCACUUGAAGGCUGUGAGGCAGCCAACAGGCUCCUCUCCCCUAAUGUGUGGAGGCUCUGGAUAAUAAAUAACAAUAGACAUGGUCUUUCUCACCCUCGGAUUCUAGGAGCCAACAGCAGGGCUGCAGGAAAGCAGGAAACUUGUGAACAACUGGAGUCUGACUUCUGCAGCCCAUUGUGGGUCAACAAGCCCCUAACAGGGACCCUGAGCUUGAUAUUCUGUUGGGCUGAAUGUCUGGACUGUGGGUGGAAAGUCCCCAAGGAGCCCUAGUCGAGAGAGGCACUAGCUAGCCUGCAGGUUCCUGUCCAACGUCCCAUUUUCAUAAAUCACCAGAAGGGAGAGAAUGCUGCUCUGUCUUCAGUGACCUCUGCAUGUUCUCUUUCUGUGUUAAAGGCAACACAGGAGUGUGAUUAACCACCAGACUGUACUCUUGCAUUGAGCCAUGACCAUGAUUGCUUUAAAAAAAAAAAUCACCUCUAGUCUGUAAGGGAGAUACUGACUCUCAAGCCAAGAAACUUGAUUCUCUUUGCUUUUAAAGGUUCAUGUUCAAAGUCAAAUGAAUUGGAUGGAAAUCAGUUCCAAUGGCUGUGCCUAUAAAUAGUCCUGACUCCUUUUCUCCCCCACCUGUUAAUUAAAGGCCAAGAAAAAGAGGCAAUGAGCCAGAAUGGCAGACUUGGGUUGACAGGCUGUUUAAGAGGUGUUGUCAUUUUGGAAAUAGAGUCUCCUGCAAAUCAGUAUCCAAAUGAAAGACAAUCGGUGCUAAGAGGCUUGGGAGUCUACAAAAGAGAAGCGGUUGUUUGUGGAGGUUUUGCUUUGUCCAUAUUGAGGAUGGCUUGAGAACCUGGCCAACCAGAGGGAACAAUAGAUGCAUCAACUUUAACAAGAUCUAUCUCCUACACAGUGCCAUUCAGCAUGCAUUGCUGAGUGAUUUGAAGCAGACCAUGACUGAUUCCAUUAGAAGUGGGAAAGGUGGAGCCACAGUCAUCCCAAGCUGCAGCCUCUGUUUGUAGAAACCUCUGAAUGUAGGAAAUCUUAUGUGAAAUUAAGGCAUCUUUCUUAAAAGUCUGUGGAGUUCACCAGUUCUCCAUAGUGGAUGGACACAGGAGGAAAUUUGCUGAGACAGCAGGGAUGUCCUGGUAUGGAGCAUCAGCCUGCAGAGUCCUGGGUGGAAACACUGCCUUGUAGCUCUGGGGUACCAGCCACAGAUGAUCCCUCUUGUACAAAUAAAACUGAUUUGGGGUGCCAGAAGAAAAGGAAAACCUAAGUUUCCACCCUAGCUUUGGGAGCCAUGUAUGGUGUCAGUGGGACAAUUUGGUGUGUAUUGGGGAAUAUGGUCCUACCCCACCUUCACCCAUGACCCAUCUUGCUUCUGCUGUCCCCGUGUCCCUCCUAACCCAUCUAUGCAUUGUCUUCAUGAGUUUCUUUGGUCUUUACUGAAGGAAGAGAGAGGAGAGUAGGAUUGGAACUGAUUAGAAUGGGAGAUUCAAACUGUCAAAGCACAGAACUUUCCCAAGAAGCUGUUUUUAUUUCCCUAUGGCAAACUGUCCUUUCUGGAAUGUUCAGAGAUGAUAAUGUUGUGGAAUCCCCAGACAAGUCUCUUGUGGGGAUGAUGUUAGGUAGCGAGCGCCCUUUUAGUAUGCUGGUUGAUCUUUCAUAGUCUUAGUCUUUUGUUACUUAAUAAGAAAUCAGCUAUAAAUAAAAUGUAUUUUUGUAAUUUCCAUGUGUAUAUAUGGUAUAUUUCUACCAAUGGCCAGUUGUAGUCCAAAUCCGAAAUCAGCUUGCAGAACACUGUGGCCAGUGCAAGAUUUUACUGACAGACUAAUACGAUGCCUAAACCUAGCCACACGGGCAUUUGAUGCACAUGAAUGAGCAAAGAGCCAAAGAAACUCAGCCUUUUCAUGCAAAUGGUGUAAGACUGAUAUCGCCAGCUACAUCGCUCCACUUUAUCAAUAAUAUCAGCUUUCCAUCCAUGCGGCGUAUCAACUUGGGACUUUGUGGACUUGGCAAAUGCUUGGAAUGUGAGAAAGAAGUUUCUAGACUGUAUGCUUCAAAAAGACAGUGUCUAAGCUUUGGGCUCCAGUAACUUCCAGAAAGAUCAUGAAUCCAGAGUUAACAGUGGUGUAGCUCCAGAUUUCUAGGAAGAUGAAGCUGCCGCUUGCUGGAGUCUUGGCAGAACCCAUGAAAUGUUUAGUUCAUCGGGACAAUUAAAAUAGAGCCUGGUAAAUCAGCUGCCCUUUUCAGCUAGACACCAUGGGUUCCAGAAGUCUAUGCAAAGAAAAGCUUAAAUUAAUGAAAACAUUGCUAUGCUCAUGUUUUUCUACCAUGAUUAAAGUCUCCUGGGACUAAGAUGUUGUUCUUUCCCUAAAGAGUCUCCUAAUGGUAUAGAGGUGAUAGGUCCCCAGAUAGGAGACUCUGAGAAGUUCAGAUGGUUAAAAUCAUUUGAUAUAAAAAAUGAGAUGAGGUCCCAAGGGAGCCCAGAGGAGGCAGCAGUGAGCUCAGAUCAUCAUGACCUUCCAGACAGUCACAGAAGCCAUUGAGGAUCUCAGUGGUUUGCAAGGAGGAAGCCAAACUCCAGACAAGUGGAGGGUGGAGCCCCAGCCUGCUGACUCAUGCUCCAGCCUGCUGACUCAUGUCCCAGCCUGCUGACUCAUGCCCCAGCCUGCUCUCCAUUUCACCACGCUGCCUGUACACUUGUUGGGGACACAUUUCUUUAAUUGUGCCCAGAACUUUAAAAAAAAAAAAAUAGGUAGGGUUUCUGUGAGAUUCCAUAAUACUCUUGCCAAGAAGGAGGAGGAGGAAGAAGAGGAAGAGGAAGAGAAGAUGAUCAAUUUGGUUGUUUCCAGAGAGUUCCACUAAAGAAACUAUGUCCUUAGUUGCCAGUGAAGCUUAUGGGGGUAACUUACUCAAUUCAGCACCGUGGAUUAAAAAGGCAAGCAGGGAUGCUCUGACAUUCUGUCACUGCAUCAGGUGAUCCAGUAGGGUGGGGACAUAAAGGCCUCCUGUGUGGCCUGGUACCUGAGAUCUGAGGUUGUGCAGAAUCAGGACGGUAACUGUGAGCUAUGGAAUGGGGGGACAUCACCUCCGGAAGGGUUCGAAGCAGUUCACUGUCCCAUGAAAGAUAAUGCUGUGCACUCAUUAUUUUAAAAGCCCAGGAGAAGAGCAACAGACAGACAGACAGACAGACAGAGAAACAAAAAAAGUAACAUGCAAUUUCUGAAUAAUCUUAAUACAAGAAAGAAAAUGGUAAGAUCUGUGAUUCAGAAGAAAUCCUUCUGUGGGGGAUGGUAGACUGGAGGGGCGUGACGAUUCUUAUAUCUAAGUAAAAGCAAUGUUUCCCUGCCAGGCAAAACUUGAAAUAGAUCAAAAACUAUUGAUUUCAUAUAAAUGAGCCCCAUUUUUCCCCACAGAGUACACAAGUAUUCAAAAGUUCAAUGAAUAAUGAAUGUAAUGGAAAUUUUCAAGUUCAAGAAAAAGGUUUGGGCUUAAGCCCAAUCUUAGAGUUUGGACUUCCCUUACAAAGUACAGUCCAAGACUCCCUAAGGUGUGAUGUACAGUUUAGCUUGUGACCACCCUCAAAGGUGUUCUAGUCUCAAGGACCAAAAACCUGUCCAGCCUGGCUCCAGCUCAGGGACUGACUGGAAGAGACUGGGACAAAGGGCAAAGGAGACAUCAGCCAGCCCACCUCUCUCUCUCUCUCUCUCUCUCUCUCUCUCUCUCUCUCUCUCUCUUUCUCUCUCUCCCACUCUCUCCUCUGCAGCUCCCAUCUGUCUCUCUCAGCACAUGUGUUCCACCACCCCCUCGCUUGCCUGGGCCAUCCAGCGUCCCCACUAAUGCAUAUGGAACCAAAUACCAACCUCAGAACUCACACCACACCUUUCCUUCCCAGUGCAGACUACUCUUGAACUAGCAUCUUUGAGCUUCCUUACACAAACGUUUGAGAACCUGAUUGGUCCAGUUCAUACCUGCCUGUGGUGGAUAAGCCACGCUCAGGGCAGGUGCCCAUCCAGUCAGCUGUAAGCAAAGAGGCAGGGUUCUGUCAUAUAAGCAUGGUUCCUGGAUUGACCCGUUUGGCAGGGGCUCUAGUUGAGGGUUGGUACCCCAAGGAAGGAUCAUGAUCGGCCGGACUCCUUAAAGGAACCUGCCACAGAUUGGAACUGACCAUAAGUAUCCCUAAGAUACCACCUGUCAGCCUGCACUCAGAGGGCAGUCCUCUUGAUACCGCCCUCCGUAUGAGGAAAAGGCACCUCCCACUUGUACGUGAGGUGAGAGUGCACACACCUGGUCGUCUGGUAGACUGGCCAGACUGCCCCCCAGACCCUCCCCACCCCUACCCAACCUAGUUACUGCUGCUGGGCUGCAGAAGAGAUCUCUGACCAAGGCCCAGUUAACCCGAUGCCAUGCUCAGCAGACAAUAAAUACUUGUAAAUUGAAUUGCAUGAUCUUAGCUCGGGUGCUAUUAAUGUGGCUCCCGGCCACACAUUUGCAUGGAUGAGAAAACUGACGAGCCUCUCCAUAGAGUCUCUCUGAGACAAAAUCGGUUUCAAGUGAAAAUGACGUCGCAGUGGCUCUGAGCUUCCGGCUAGAAGUGACACGUUCUGAGAACAGAAAGGGCUCCUGAUUGCUUAGGCGAACUGUUACAGAAUCUAGGUGGCCGGAAAUACUGAAACGUAGUACUGAAAUAUACUGAAAAGGGGUAUUAAGAAAUAUAAUUGUAUCUGAAACAAAUUCUCUUAGAAGAUACUGAGUUGCUUGGUUCUGUAGGUUUCAAGAAGAGGAAAAUUUUGAGAAGGUAGACUUUGUCCUCAGAGGUCAAGCCCAUUUUGAUUUAGAUGUUAUACGUAUAGAACAUCCUAUGAUAAAUCUAGAAACUAAUUGUUUCGUCCGCUGGCUUGCUCGGACUCUUGUAAAUUAUGGAAGGAGGCCAUCCAAUGUACUUUACAUAAAUUAACCGUGGCCUCACCUUGCACUCCUUCAUCUCUUCUUUGGGUCUAAACUCGCCUCCACCCUCACAUAAAUUAAGGAGAGAAAGGGAAAGGAAAUGUACCAAACAGAACCAGAGGAGUGUGGCUGGGCUGGAGACUCCGAGAGGUGGAAACAUUCUAGGACUGGAGUGACUCACUCUGGCUGGUCCGUGACUCCUCUGAGGUAAAAUGGAAAUACUAACACCUGUACUUCCUAUCUCCACGAGGAGGGUGUGUAUAAUGUGACUGAACAUGGUUUGAAAAGUGUACUGGAAUGGUUGACUAUGAAAACCUUCCCUUUGACAGUUCAGUUGGAUCCAGCUCCUGCUAGCCACUGAAUUAAUUUGUGUUGCUGUGUGUUCAAUGACACAACUUGUUAUCAAGGAAGAAUAAAGGAAUUCUGCAGUUUGUAAUUGCCCACGAAAGUCAGCCCCCAUGGAGUUGCUGUUAUCGCUGUUUGUCGCCUGGGGUUUGGGGGGUCUGUGUUUCCACGCGUGCUUUGACUCUGGGUGGGAAAAGCCCAGACUGUGAUUCUCUCAAACCACUUUAGAUGCACUGGGCAAAGUACCGAGUGGAAGCUUUGACUGUAGCUGUCGUUACUCCGUUGCUUUGCUUUCUAAUUAACUUUGUAUGUCCUUUGCCUCUGCCGGGAACAGAGUGUUCAUAUGCUGUUAGAAUUUUUUUAUUGUAAAAUAAAAUGACAAAGGCUUUCAUACCCCCCAAAA
This is a messenger RNA of Mus musculus (house mouse), 14239 nucleotides long. RefSeq names its product RIKEN cDNA D430041D05 gene. The coding region runs from base 2088 to 8531 and encodes 2147 amino acids. NCBI's taxonomy places the organism in Eukaryota, Metazoa, Chordata, Mammalia, Rodentia, Muridae. The transcript is spliced from 21 exons. The record is from RefSeq and is a predicted model, not a curated record.